Messenger RNA from Columba livia (rock pigeon), 11625 nucleotides. It is a transcript of the gene CLUH, whose product is annotated as clustered mitochondria homolog. Bases 5212 to 9996 code for a protein of 1594 amino acids. Gene Ontology annotation, molecular function: protein binding; mRNA binding. The transcript is spliced from 26 exons. Gene Ontology annotation, cellular component: cytoplasm. The record is from RefSeq and is a predicted model, not a curated record. Lineage: Eukaryota; Metazoa; Chordata; Aves; Columbiformes; Columbidae. Gene Ontology annotation, biological process: intracellular distribution of mitochondria.
GGGUGGCUCAGGCCAGGGACGUGUUGCAGUCCCGUGUCCUGACCAUCCCCAGCGCCUGCUCCAGGGCUCUGGGCACAGACCCUGCGGGGCUGCCCCUGCUCUGGGUGCUGCGGAUCGUCAGGACGUUACAGCCCUGAGCGCUGGUCUCGGCUUUAGCCUUUUUCUCUGAUCUUUAACAUACAAGAAGAAGGGCAGGAGCAGCGUGGUUUGUGGCUGGCCUUCGUCCUGGGGCACUUGUAUCCGCUGAGCGAGUGACCCGCCGCUUCCUCCCUCCCCUGGUUUUAUGGCGGUGAGGUGAAUUUUUGAAGUUUGCCACCUAAAGCAAAGUUCAUGAGCGUUUGGUUUGGAGCAGGCUGGACGCAGGCCAGGAGUGGGGAGCGCGGUGCUGAAGGCCUCCCCCUCCCUCCCGCACGCCGGAUUUUGGAGCAGGCGUCGUGCCGGCAGUGCCAGCAACUGGGUUAAAAAGUUACCCCGUGUAAUCCCUGCCUCUCAGGGCGAAGGCUGAUUGCUGAGGGAGGCAGGGAGCUGGAAAAAUCCUCCCUGGGUUUCAGCACUGCACAAUGGCUCAGGUGGCUCCUGGGUCUGGGGAGGAGGGGAGGAAGGGGAGGACGCUCCUGUCCUGCCCGCAGCCUGGGGCUGAGGCGGUGCCCUCCCGCAUGGCUCCCUGCUGCGGGGCCGGGGCCGGGGCAGCCUGUCCGCGCUGCCAGCGUGGCAGCUCUGCUUCUCAGGCUUCUCCUUCUGCCAGGGAGGAUUUGCCUCUGCUGCGUGUACCCGCCGCUGCCUGUGCCGCUUGCGGGGCACCCUGCUCUGUCCAAGGCAGACGGUACCGCCGGGCAGGCUGUGAACCCCGCUCCAUCCGAGGGAGACAGUGGGUACCACCGGGCAGGCUGUGAACCCCGCUCCAUCCAAGCGAGACAGUCGGUACCGCUGGGCAGGCUGUGAACCCCGCUCCAUCCAAGCGAGACAGUCGGUACCGCUGGGCAGGCUGUGAACCCCGCUCCAUCCAAGCGAGACAGUCGGUACCGCUGGGCAGGCUGUGAACCCCGCUCCAUCCGAGGGAGACGGUCGGUACCGCUGGGCAGGCCACGCGGGUGUCUGGCUGAGGAUCGCACCGCUCUGCUGCGCUGGGCAUCAGGACCUGGCGCUUGUUUGCUGCGCUCCGCUCUGCGUGCGAGAGGGCUGAUGACCGCUUCUGUCUGCCUCCACACCAGACAAAACUGUUGGGGCCACUCUGUCCUUCUGAGCGCAGAAACACAAAAACAUGAACAAUUGGGGUUCUUCCAGUGAUUUCUGAUGGGGGCUGUUACGGGUUAAGUUACCUUUCUUGUUAGCUAGCACAAGAUGAAGAGACAGCUGUUGCAUGCAGCAUUUCUUGGAUUAUUUUUGGUCCUACAGUUGCCACUGUCUUCGAACAAGUUUGUCUCAGGUGCAAGUUUAGCAGUGCUUCUCGCUACCAUAAAAUGCUUUGCAACCUCGCCUUGCCCAAAGAAUUGCUUUUUCUAACUAGGUCUCUGCAUCCCUGUUCUUCCUGGCCACUCGUAUCUUCAGCCACGUCUUCUGUUAAAGAAGUGGAGGAUGCAGGUGUUAGUGGAAAACUGCUGCGGAAGCAAGCGUAGCUGUGCAUUAGUAACAACGUCAGGAGACUGAUUCUUAAUCUUGGGAUCUGCUGUUGCUGUCUGUCCCCCGACCUUGGAGGUUUGCUGGUGUUUGGGAAAGGGCUGAAUUGCUGGCAGUCAGGGUUUUUUAAUAUGCAGUUAUAACAGGCUUCAGGGGGAGAAUCAGAAGUGCAAGAGAAAUCUGAUCACUGCUCCAAGGUGAGGAAGAGGAAGGGAGUGUGAUAACAGAGCAUCUGUGCGCAGGCUGGGGCUGGGAACCCGAGGGGGUUGUAUCUGGAGUGGUUCUGCGGGUGGGAUCGCGGAGCUGAGCUCCUGCUGGCAGCUCGCUGCUCUGCCGGCACAGCCUUGCUCAUGGGUUUCCCAGCUGAGAAGCAAAAGUAAGUAGGUCAGGAACAUGCACCUGGAUAAAUCCACCUGCAGAACUGCCUCACGCACAGUAAAAGGAGCAUUAUGCUGCAGUCCUGUGUUUGUCUUCCUUGUCUGUAAAGGACUAAACCUGGCAGCACACCCCACACCAGCGCAGCUUUCCAGCGCUCGCGUAGCUUUCUUGCAUCGUGCUCUAUGGGUUGUACUAGAAAGCUGUUAUUUCUAGAAGCUUUACAAGUCUGAAGUCCAUGCGUUUUUUUAUUUGCAUUUGAGAAGUAAAACCAGCCCACGGGGCAGCGCUUGGACAGCGCGAAACAUGGAAGGCAGAGCGCGGCGGCGGCGGCGGCGGCUGCCGCCCCUCGGGAGCAGGUCAGUUUCUCAGCAGCAGUAACAAGGCUGUCUAAGGGCUAGUGUUUGGCUCUCGCAUCCCGUGAGCGUGUGGCUGAUGUAGAGGAGCUCGCAUGCACCUGUUUGGCAGCUGGGCCUCCUUUUGCCUUCUGCCUCUAGCGUGAUGAGACUGGGACGGGUGGUUACUGGGCAUUUUCGUGACAAUUCGGCGCAGAGGCACUUACACGGGUGACAGACCUUCCUUCUUCAGGUGCAAAAGUAGAUCUGUACUCGCAGAAGCAAGCUCUGUUCUCAACCUGGCGCGGUGCUCACCAGCCGCUUGACAGGUGCCGAGGAUUAACAGCACGUGUUUUGAAACAGUGUCUCCUUAGUUUGCCAUUCUCUUUCACGUUAAAGGGAAAAGCUCUACUGCAACCUGUUGAUGAAGCUGCAGACUCAGAGUUUAAUGUAGUUACUGUCUAACGACAGAAGACCGCAGGAUGGUGACUGUUGCCGAGCGAGCCUCGUGUUGCGCUGGUCCCUCUGCACACGGAGUCUAAUGGGAGAGGUCAUUGACGUGGGCUCUCGCUGUCUCAGUAGCUUUCUGAAACUAAGGUAUGUGCCAGAGUAAAACACAUGGAUUUGGAGAAUCAUCGACUGAUUCUCAGUGUCCGUUUGAAAUGUGAUUCCUUCAUCCAGUGCUUUUCCCUUCAGAUUUGGGGAACACGCUCUUCCUAACGUAGUUGAUGUUUUUGUUGGUGCUGCUCUUUGCACUUUGCCUUAGCUCCCAGUCUUUGCUCCCGGUCUCUGUGUUGUUUGAAUUGCAUUCUGUAGCAGGGUCAUCCAGCCAGCUAGUUUUGGGACUAAGUUUCCAAAGUUUUGGCCAGAUAGAAAGUUUACAAAUGGGCUUCCAUGUAGUUCCCAGGUGUAGAGAGCACAGUGUGGGUAGCCCGGGGUGCCAAAUGCAAAGUACGAGGCAUUUCCGUGGCCUGUCGGUGCCUGAGCCGGCAGCUGUGGGACCGUGGGUGCCCUCGGGCACAGCUGCAGUGCCCGUGUCCCACUAUCAAUACAAAUACAGAAAAGCCACAAACUUCUCAGCAGGCUGGAAUGCGGCCUGGGUUGUUUAGGUCUAUCCAGCCAGAGUUGAGUGUGGAUGCGCAAGAGCCAGGAGUGAAUAAUUUCCCCGCUUGCUGCCCGUGAUCAUUGGUGCCGCAGGUUGAUGUGCCUUGUCGAGCUGCCACUCAGCGCCAGUCAGCCCUGUGUGGGGAGGCUGCUGGGACAAACACAGCGCUUGUACCUCUGCCCACAGGUGGGUUAUAACCAACUGGAGUUUAAUGACAGCGGGAGAGCAGCUCUGAUGUUUCACUGUGGGCCCUCAUGAAAAGAAGCGCUUGUUGCAGCUGGAGCGCUGACAGUUUGGGGAAGCGGUGGUUUCCCGGCUGUCCUGCACCUCCCGGACGGGCUGUCCUGCAGAAACAUUUCCCCUGGGGCCACCUCUGGAGCUCAUGUUGUGUUCAUUUCGUCCAUUUAUUUACAUUCAUUAAACUAUUAAUUUUGUUUAAUUUAUUAUACAGCUAAAAUGUAAUUUGCAUUAGCUAUACUGACACCAGCCCUGUCCUUCCUCUGUACAUGUGUGUUGGCCCUGAGCGAGUGAUUGCGUGAGCUCCGUGCUCCAGGCUUUGUUCUAGCUUUGGGAUGUCUGUGCUAGGGCUGUGGCACGUGUUUGUGUUUGCUCGGUGUGGGAAGGGCCCUCGCUGUGCGUGAAGCUGUGCUGAGCGCUCAGACUUGCUCGGGCUGCCCCGGGUUGGGGGGUUGUCAGGUUUCCUGAGCAGACACAAAAGCUUUCCCAGAUGAGUCCAGGGCUGGUUGGGUCGGGCCGCAGCUCUCGCACAUCACAUGGUGAGUUUGAAAGAUGCAGCUCUUGUCAUGUGUCCCAGGGAAGCAGUCGGCGCAGGUCGCCUGUUGGUGUGGCCGGGAAGGCGAGGGGCAGGCGGCAGCGCAGCCUCACCGGGACACGUAGGACACGCUGCGGCCUCCCCGGGGCCCCUGGUGCUUGCAGAGACCUCCAGCUCCAAAAUCCCUGCUUCAGGCUGAGAUUUCCUAAACGCUUGGCGAGAGAGUGGUGUUAGGGGGCUGUGUGUGCGCUUUUGUGGUUGGUGUUUGAUACGACAGGGCAGACAGGACAGAACAUUUGUCUGGGAACUACUCCCUGGUUCACUGCCGGGGUGUUUUGUGCUCGCCUGCUUGGUAUGGAUGGCUGUGCCCGGGCCCGGCGUGCCAUAGUAACUGCCCUCGCCUUGUAAUUCAAUGCAUCUCCCUUGCGCGCAGGUUUGGCAGCGCGAGCGCUCCAGCAGCCGUCCCAGGCUGCACCGCUGCAGCACUCGAGAUUGGGCUAUUUAUAACCGCGAUCGGGCCGGCAUCCCUCUGCGAACGCGCCCGAGGAACCUGUUAGAUACACGUCUGCUUCUGUUCUGGCGCGGCGGGGAGAGCAGAUCUUCAGCUGCCGGGAGCCGCUUUUGGGCUUGGCGAUGUGACGGUGGCGUGAGCGUGGUGGCUGGGGACAGGGCGUGCGGGGAGCGGAGGUCGCUUUGCAGCACUUUGGGAGAACCGCUGGGAGCCCGGCGUCCGAUUCCGGCGGCACGUGGGACGUGAGCCGCGGGCGCGCAGGGCAGCACAGUCAGCUGCCGGCCCGCUGCCCCCGCUGCCCCGGGGCCGAGUGGGGAUUUUCUCUGGAGAAGGCGGCUGCGGUGCGGGAAGGGGAGCAGGUCCCAGCUGGGGAGAGCGAGGCUGCUGUGUGGGAGUCUGCCUUGUGUGGCCUUCUAUAUAUGUGCGCAAACAAGAGCUUUGCAAACAAAACUGACUUUUCUAACCCGAUGCCGUACGAGCCAGGCUGCCUGUGACCAUGGGGAACGGCCUUUUUGCAAACUGCUGCAGACAUGUCACCGAUCUCAUCUUCCAGACGCGCAGCUCUGACUCUCCCGAUGAGAGGUCACCGCUCCUGCCAAAGCCUCCCACGAGCUGCACCGUGUGCCCGGAGCUGCCUGAAGCUGCCCAGCAUGCUGGGCCGUACCCAGACGUCGUUCCCAGCGAGGCGGUGGCUGGAGGCCUGCAGAAACGCUCGGAACGCGUCCAGGACCUGUCUGAGGCCCAGGGCGCUGAGGGGCUGGUGACGGCGUGUGCACAGAGCUGUUUGCGGCCGGCAGAGGCAUCCCGCGCGGCGACCGUCCUUCCCACCGACCUUGGGGCCGGGCUGGCGGGGCUGCUCGAUCAUGCUCAGUCGCUUGGGGCUCGCCAGAGCUGCGUGAAACUUGAGGACAGCGGCUCAGCCCACAGAUCCUGCCGCCGGCAGGAGCACGUGGCGGCAGCUGACGGGGAGGAUGUGGCCCCUGGAGCACAUCCCGCCGGCCAGGGCCACGGCAAGGGACAACCCGCUUUGUGUUUAGGUGCAGUCUUAGCAAAUCCAGACAGCGGGCUGAAAUGUAGAGGCGCUGCUCCCUCCCCAGGGAGCCCUGGGACCCCCUCCUCAGCUCCGCCAGCGAGCGCAGGGAGAGCCCCGCUGGCCCAAAAGGCAGCUGUGCCGCCGUUCUGCCCCGGCGAGGUGUCGCCUGCGGCUCGGGACGCAGGUUGUGGUUCUGCAGGGACGGACCGUGCUCCCUGCGCCGGCGGCAGGUCCAGCCGUGCUCCCGACUCUCAGGCGCAGGCGCUGCUGUCAAAGCAGCAGCAGCAGAAGAAGAGGAGGAAGAAAAAGAAGCUCACGCUUGCAGAGCACCCGUCUGGCGUGGCGCUGAUGAACGGCAGCGGCCCGCACGACAGCCUCAAGGGCGAGAAGGAGCCCAGGCAGAAUGGCCACGAGGAGCCUGAGCCAGGAGAAGACGGGAACGACCAGGAGGUCAUUGUCAUACAGGACACAGGAUUUACCGUCAAGAUCUGUGCUCCGGGGAUAGAGCCCUUUUCCCUGCAGGUCUCUCCUCAGGAGAUGGUGCAAGAGAUCCACCAGGUUUUGAUGGACCGUGAGGAUACCUGCCAUCGGACCUGCUUCUCCCUGCAGCUGGAUGGCAACGUCCUCGAUAACUUUGCUGAGCUGAAAACGAUUGAAGGGCUGCAGGAGGGCUCACUGCUGAAAGUGGUGGAAGAGCCAUACACAGUGCGAGAAGCCAGGAUACACGUGCGUCACAUUCGGGACCUUCUGAAGAGUCUUGACCCAUCAGAUGCUUUCAAUGGUGUGGACUGUAAUUCCCUGUCCUUCCUGAGUGUCUUCACCGAAGGAGACCUGGGAGACAGUGGAAAACGGAAGAAGAAAGGUACUGAAAUGGAGCAAAUUGACUGCACCCCUCCUGAACAUAUCCUGCCAGGUAGCAAAGAGAGACCCCUGUGUGCCCUUCAGCCCCAGAACAGAGACUGGAAGCCUUUGCAGUGCCUAAAGGUAUUGACAAUGAGUGGCUGGAACCCUCCACCGGGUAACCGGAAAAUGCACGGAGACCUCAUGUAUUUGUACGUCAUCACGGUGGAGGAUCGGCACGUCAGUAUCACCGCAUCCACUCGAGGAUUUUACUUGAAUCAGUCUACUGCCUACAACUUCAACCCCAAACCUGCAAACCCCAGUCUUCUCAGUCAUUCCUUGGUGGAACUGCUUAACCAGAUCAGCCCUACCUUCAAAAAAAACUUCUCCGCUCUGCAGAAGAAACGGGUUCAGAGACACCCUUUUGAAAGGAUAGCCACUCCUUUCCAAGUGUACAGCUGGACGGCUCCACAGGUGGAACACGCCAUGGACUGCGUUCGGGCAGAAGACGCGUACACUUCUAGACUGGGCUAUGAGGAGCACAUACCUGGACAGACCAGAGACUGGAAUGAGGAGCUGCAGACCACGCGGGAGCUGCCGCGCAAGAACCUGCCCGAGAGGCUGCUGCGAGAGCGAGCCAUUUUCAAGGUGCACAGUGACUUCACUGCGGCAGCAACCAGAGGUGCCAUGGCUGUCAUUGAUGGCAACGUCAUGGCCAUCAACCCCAGCGAAGAGACCAAGAUGCAGAUGUUCAUCUGGAACAACAUCUUCUUCAGCCUGGGCUUUGACGUCCGUGACCACUACAAGGACUUUGGUGGAGAUGUUGCUGCUUAUGUAGCUCCUACCAACGAUCUCAACGGUGUGCGGACCUACAAUGCAGUGGAUGUAGAAGGGCUGUACACGCUGGGGACCGUGGUGGUGGAUUACAGAGGUUACAGGGUGACAGCUCAGUCUAUUAUUCCUGGCAUCUUGGAACGGGAGCAGGAACAGAGCGUUAUCUAUGGGUCAAUAGACUUUGGCAAGACAGUUGUCUCGCACCCUAAGUACCUGGAGCUGCUGGAGAAGACCAGCAGGCCGCUCAAGAUCCAGAAGCAUAAAGUCCUCAACGACAAGAACGAGGAGGUGGAGCUGUGCUCCUCAGUGGAGUGCAAAGGCAUUAUUGGCAACGACGGGCGUCACUACAUCUUGGACCUGCUCCGCACGUUCCCUCCAGAUCUAAACUUCCUGCCUGUUGACGGGGAGGAGAUGCCAGAGGAAUGUAAGAAAAUGGGGUUCCCCAAGCAGCACAGACACAAGCUUUGCUGCCUCCGGCAAGAGCUUGUUGAUGCCUUUGUAGAACACAGGUAUCUCUUAUUCAUGAAGCUGGCCGCACUGCAGCUGAUGCAGCAGAAAGCCAACAAGCAGGAGAGCUCAGGUGUGCUGGAAAAUGGUUCCUCUCCGGAGAACGGUACUGCAGACAGCAAGAAAUCCGAGUCAGAGGAUGGUAAAAUUGAUGAUAACGUGACUGGACUUGAUCAGGUGAAGGAGCUGGCUGAGACCAUUGCAUCUGAUGAUGGAGCAGUGGAUCCCAAAAGCAGAGAAGUGAUUCGGAACGCUUGCAAGGCUGUAGGCUCCAUUAGUGACACAUCAUUUGACAUUCGGUUUAACCCAGAUAUUUUCUCACCAGGCGUUCGCUUUCCCGAGUCCAGCAAAGAGGAGGUGCAGGAUCAGAAGCAGCUGCUGAAGGAUGCGGCCGCGUUCCUGCUGUCGUGCCAGAUCCCCGGCUUGGUGAAAGACUGCCUGGAUCACACGGUGCUGCCCAUGGACGGGGCGACGCUGGCAGAGGCCAUGCACCAGAGGGGCAUCAACAUGCGCUACCUGGGCAAAGUUGUCAACUUCAUCGCCAAGACCCCUGGCCGUGCGCAGCUGGAUCACAUUUUCAAAAUAGGAAUCAGUGAACUGAUCACUCGAUCGGCUAAACACAUCUUCAAGACGUACCUCCAGGGCGUGGAGCUGUCGGGUUUGUCAGCCGCCAUCAGCCACUUCCUCAACUGCUUCCUGAGCUCCUUCCCAAACCCCAUUGCCCAUCUUCCCGCUGAUGAGCUGGUCUCCAAGAAAAAGAACAAGAAAAGGAAAAACAGGAACCUUGGGAAUGCCGAUAACACUGCGUGGGCCAGCAUGACCCCUCAGGAGCUUUGGAGGAAUAUUUGUUCAGAAGCAAAGAACUACUUCGAUUUUAGUCUUGAAUGUGAGAGUGCUGACCAAGCAGCUGAAGAGUAUAAUCUGCAGAAAAUCACUCUGCUUCGUGAAAUCUCCCUCAAAACUGGAGUCCAGAUCCUGCUGAAGGAGUACAACUUCGACAGCAGGCACAAGCCCACCUUCACAGAAGAGGAUAUUCUCAACAUCUUCCCUGUGGUGAAGCACGUAAACCCCAAAGCCUCGGACGCUUUCCACUUCUUCCAGAGCGGGCAAGCCAAGGUUCAGCAAGGUUUCUUGAAGGAGGGCUGUGAGCUCAUCAAUGAAGCCUUAAACUUGUUCAACAAUGUGUAUGGUGCUAUGCACGUAGAAAUCUGUGCCUGCCUGAGGCUGCUGGCUCGUCUCAACUACAUCAUGGGGGAUUAUUCAGAGGCCUUAAGUAAUCAGCAGAAAGCGGUGCUAAUGAGCGAGAGGGUCCUGGGUAUUGAACACCCCAACACGAUUCAAGAAUACAUGCACCUUGCUCUGUACUGCUUUGCAAACAGCCAGCUCUCCACGGCACUCAACUUGCUGUACCGUGCACGCUACCUCAUGCUGUUGGUAUUUGGGGAGGAUCACCCAGAAAUGGCACUCUUAGAUAACAACAUCGGCUUGGUGCUCCACGGCGUGAUGGAGUACGACCUGUCCCUGCGCUUCCUGGAGAACGCGCUGGCCAUCAGCUCCAAGUACCACGGCUCCAAGUCUUUGAAAGUUGCACUAAGCCACCACCUGGUAGCCCGAGUGUACGAGAGCAAAGCGGAGUUCCGCUCGGCGCUGCAGCACGAGAAGGAGGGCUACACCAUCUACAAGAACCAGCUUGGAGAACACCAUGAAAAGACCAAAGAGAGCUCUGAGUACUUGAAAUACCUGACUCAGCAAGCCGUCGCUCUUCAACGCACAAUGAACGAGAUUUACAAGAACGGCUCCAACGCCAACAUCAUGCCGCUGAAGUUCACAGCUCCCAGUAUGGCCAGUGUCCUGGAGCAGCUCAACAUUAUCAAUGGAAUUCUCUUCAUUCCACUAAGCCAAAAAGACUUGGAGAACCUUAAAGCAGAGGUGCAGCGACGCCAGCAGCUCCAAGAAAGCAUAAAAAGUGGUGAACAGCUGGAAGCAAAGGACAAAGCUGUGGAGGAGAAAGAGGCUGAGCCAAGCAUGCCUUCUGCUGCGAUCCCCUUAACACAGAGCUCCGCUUAACGUGUACCUCGCUUAAAAAACAAAAAAGUUUAAACCCUUUUCUGAGCCUGGGCCAGGGCCUCGGGUGCCCCUGGAGCAGCUCCUCCUCUUUUGACAAUGUUAUUGCACUGGUACAAUUAAUACACAAUGCAAAGAACUAAUCUGAGAAAUGUAAUCUGUCUGCCUGAGCUUGUGUGUGCCACGCGAGGGGAAGGUGGCCGGGCUGCGGCAGCGACCGGGGCCGCUGCGCCUGCGUGUGUGUGUGUACGUGUCGUGCGAUCUCAUCACUUAUUUCUACCUUGUACAUAUGAAUUCCAGAUGAACUGUCUCGAGGUAUGUAACAUUUCUCAGGUCAUUUUUAUGUUGACUAAGGACACUGCUUUGCUAAAACAGUACAAAACCAGCCCCAUCCACUGCUCGGUGUUCUUGUGAAAUGCGGAUUCCAAGCCAAAAGGUUGAUUUUCCCCCAGUCGGUAUCCCGGUUUGUGAGAACCACGCAGCCAUAUUUGUGUCACUCAGACGACUGAAGCCUGUAACCCGUGUGUAAGUGGGGGAUGUACAGCAUUUUCUACAUCAGGAUAUAGCCAUUGGAUUCCUUUAACCAUUUUUCUACUUUUGGUUGGCAGUUUGGUGAUUCAGUGGGGUUUUGUAACGUUCACAUUCUAAUUUUCAAGGUAAAGAUAUAGAUAGAGAUAUAUAUAUAUAUAUAUAUAUAUGAAUGAUACUCACAGUUCCACCUCUCUGCUCUGCUUGCAGCUGAGAGUACCUUAGGAUACUGUAUCCAAAGAGUGAGGGCUUGCUGUUUAAAAAGCGCACAACUUGAUUGCAAUGGAAACCCCAGUGCCUGGGAGCGCCUGGGAGCGCCACAACUGCCCUGCAAUACUGAGCGGGAACUCCUGGCCCUGUUAAAAGAGGGGGAGGAAAGUCAGAACCAACAGGGACUCGAUCCCAUGGGCAAGAGCAGUUGUAACCCCGAGCUGAUGGACUUCAGCCUGAGGGACAAGUUGAGCCAGCUCAGCCAGGAGUUUCCCACAACCUGAAAUUACUGGGCUGAGGGAAGAGAGUUUAAAUAAAAACUAAGAAUUCCCACAGCACUGAAACCUGUGGCUAGUAUCUUAACUCUUUGUGCACACUGGCUUUGAGGUUGUUGCCAGGGAGCUUCCAUUGCUGGUGAUGGACGUUACUGACAUGGCAGAUGCCACUGAAUGAACCCUGGUGUCCCCCCCGUCACGGGGUCCCGUGGUGGGCGUUGGGGCCAGGCCAGGGGUGCCGACAGAGCUGAAUGUCCUUUUCCCAAGCAGAACAAGCUGUAGAACGAGGAGCUGCCGGUGCGCAGCUGGCACCGUCUCUCCCUCUGUCGCGUUGUCUGUCUGUGCUAAUUCGCGUUGCUUCUUUCACUGACCUGCGGGAGAAAUGAGCUGUCCCUGUGCGCCAUGGCAGGGAUCUGUAACUCGCUGGGGACAGCGGGGAGCAGCCUCCAGGUUGUGAGCCGUGACAAAGCAGGAGGAGUCCUUACUGCAAAAGAACUUGCUCCUAUUAGAAAAAUUCUGAAUUUCCUGGAAAGCAAUCAAUAAACGACUACAGUGCAUCUUUCCUACAAGAUUCUUCUUUUACUAGUCUCUUUCAGUCCAUUAAAAGCUUUUUAAACUA